AUGAGUAGUGCCACGUCCGCUAGCGCGCUGGUGACUCACGCUGCUCACGCUGGCGCACGACCUCGAAUGAGUGUACCUCUGGGCAGCCCCUCAUGGACGUCUCCGCGCGCGAAUCGCGGAGCGAAGUCACCUGCCAAUGACACUAUUUUGCUGUACACACGUUCGCACAUUUGGCUGCGCGUUCACAAGAAGGCCCAGCGAUGCGAGGUCGGGAUCACACGGACGGGAGCACAGUUGGUAAACUCGGAGAUCACGCGUGUGCAGCUGCCUUGCGUUGGGGCUUUUCUCGACGCUAAUAAGGGAAAGGCUAAGGACCCUCGGUACAGGCGAUUCGAUAGAGGCGAUUCACUGCGGGAGAGCGACGCACUGAACAAACGCCUUGAACGGCGAAAUGCCCCACUCCAUGCACCAUACGGUAGAGCCUUGAGCGGCCAGGCCAGGGCAGAAGCUCUCUCUGGCUUGGUGGGAGAGAAUAUAACCGCAGGGUCUUCCUCUGCGGGAAGCAACAACUUUAGAGGCAAUGCUACUGGAGGACGUACAUUUCUCAGUUUCGAUGACCUAUUAGAAAAUCCCCGACUUUUGGAGGAUCUAGACAAAGGUGGGCCGUUAAGAAGUGCGCGUGGUGGUGUUUUCUACGAGAGUCCUGAGAGCAAAGAGUAUUCCGAAACGAAGGAGUUAGCCUUGAUCGGUGACGGGCACGGUCGUGACGCGUUUGCUUCGGCACCCGCUGCUUCAGGUGGAGGCAUACGCGCCAUAGGGCCUUAUUUCACGUUAGAAGGACUGUAUUCACAAGGAAAGAUUCGGGUGCCGCUCAGUGGGGUUGUAUCAAAAGUGAACGAACGACUAGUCAACGAGCCCUGGCUAGUUUCUCAAUCUCCCGAAGCCUUGGGAUGGCUCUUUGAGCUGCGGCUCGACGGGAUUCCCGACUAUCUAUACAAAAGUUGGAAGGGCGCAGUCCAUCGCAGAAAUGUGAAACGUAACGAGGACGACGCUGACGAGAACGGAGGUGGCACAUCCCUCUCUAUGACAGAUCUUCUGGGAGUGGAUGACGGUGACUUGCCGGAAACACUUUCGACUCGGCCUGAAAAAAUGGCUUUUGUGUCUGUAGGUGGUAUGCAUACAAUGGACAGGUUGAACCGUGACGCUGAAAUCACGGCUACUGAAGAGGAUCGACGAGUUGCCGCGAACCGCCGCAAUCGCAGUAAGUUCUUGGUGCGCAGAGACUACAUUGACUUUCUUCGCGAGAGUGCACAUUUACACUUAUGACAACAAGAACUAUCCUUAAAGUCAUUGUUCUUUCUUGUGGCAUUCUUUUCGUCCAACUCCAAGAAGGAGCUUCACUUCACACGCAUUGUUCACAAUUUACGCUUUAGCUACGAGUCGAGGUUUUUCGCACAAGCAGCAAGUAGCAUUACUAGCAACGUUUUUCAAGUUCAAUGCCCUUGUGGAUAGUAGUAAUGUCUAAGGACUGAUGCCAAAAGCUGCGUCCGAAAAGGCAGUGCAGCCUUGUUGGCGAUUGAUCCGGAUACGUGGCAGGGUGCACACUUCAUCUCUGUUGCCGGUGCCGAAGAGCUCAUGGGAGAAGAUGAUAGUGACAUUUCGAACUUUCUGAAGCGGGAGCUUGCACUCACGGGCGUGGCAGAGUUCGAAUCGCUACUAGUAUUCCCGCCUGAAAUGGAUGCCGCAAGCCGGAGUAGGGUACACCGGCUUGCGCGACAGCUUGGUGCUGCAUCCGCCACGAACGUCGAUGAAGAUUCUGGCGCAAAGCGCGUAUUUGUGAUGAGGAUAAUGGAAAAUGAACGCUGAGCGCGACAUCUGUUUUCUUGAAUUUCAACUUGCUUUUGAGUAAAAUGCAGGAAAAUCGCACACGCAUCGAAAACGAACGCAACACUGAAGUGGC
Molecule: messenger RNA, 1900 nt
Organism: Amoebophrya sp. A25
Lineage: Eukaryota; Dinophyceae; Syndiniales; Amoebophryaceae
Source: the annotation of a GenBank genome assembly